Molecule: messenger RNA, 889 nt
Organism: Rhopalosiphum padi (bird cherry-oat aphid)
Lineage: Eukaryota; Metazoa; Arthropoda; Insecta; Hemiptera; Aphididae
Exons: 3
Coding region: 231-680 (149 amino acids)
Source: RefSeq, a predicted model, not a curated record
CCGCCUCAAUUUGAAACAGUCUACGCACACCGAACCUCGCGGCACACGCUCGUUGUCCGUUCAUUCUUGUACGAUCUUACAACAAUCUGCUCGUCUCUUGGAACUUAAUCAUUUUUCCUGGUUUUUCGCCUACCCGCUACUCUUGUUCAUUUCGAAUUUGAAUUUGAAUUUUUUUUUUAUUUAAAACUUUUCUCGUCUCGUUUUAAUAUUUCAUUUGCAUCAUAUUCAACAUGACUGUGGAAACGUUCGAAACCAUCAUGCGCCGAAAUAACAUUACUCUGGUAUCAGGCGAAGAGGGCACGAAAGUGGAUACGGCCACCAGCCGCCUCCCCAAGGCUUUCAAGUACAACAUGAUCGUCUCGGCUUUCUUCGUGAUAUUUUUCUUUUGCUUGUUGUCUAACGCUGGAGCCGCUUCCUUGCAGAAUAGAAGAGCAAUAGCGUCAUUGGCGAUAGAGAGUACUACAGCUCCAACCAAAGAAUGCCACCAAAAUACCCCGUGUGGAUGGGCCAUCUACAUACCGUUCACCCGCCGUAUCGAUUAUUUCAUGAAAAACACAUGCAUUUGCAACCCGAACUUGGCGUGCUUGAAGACCGACGAUGAUCUGUCCGUGAACGCGUACGUGUACCGCUGCAAGACAAGACCCGUGACUACCACGGAAAUCAUACCGACGACCAUUUGAGAUUUGAGUGAGGGAUAUGCCCACAGCAACGAAGCCACGGUCAACACCACAACACUGGCGUUGCUUCGUCGCCACUGGACAAGUGAAUUUUUUUUACUACAAUAUUCCUAAUUAACAAGUCUACUCAUGUUCCCGAAAAUAAUUUUCUACAAUUUUUUUUUUAAAUUAGUCUUAAGAAUUAAGAAUAAAUAUUUUUUUAUGCUUUUAAA